CGCCAGUAGAACAGCAGCAGCAGCUCGUCCGUUCUUAUCGAAGGUUAUAAAGCACCAGGAAACCAUCAUUUGCGCGUCCCGUCGCUCUGGGCUCCUUCACAACAUGUCGGCAUCUGGCUUCAUCCUGGUGGUCCUCGCGGUGUCUCUGUGGCCCGGAGACGCCCGCUUCAUCAUAGACCCGUUUACACUCGUCAAACAGAAACCGCUGACUCUAGACAUGUGUUCAGAGUGCAGCCAGGUCAUCCAGCUGUCCGCCAACAUGGUUUCCAGCAGAGACACCAAGGAGACUGUAUAUGAGACCCUGCAUGCUCUGUGCCAACGCCUCCCGAGAGAAACGGCCUCACAGUGUGAUUCACAGCUGAAAGAGUAUUUACCUAAAGUCCUGCAGCAGACACCCGGUCACCUGAAACCAGGAGAAACCUGUCUGGCUUUUGGACUUUGUGCUGCUCACGAGGAGCAACGGCCGAACGCUCGCCCCCACGCCACCAACACGGACGUGUCCGACUCUGCACUCGCCUCAGCAGCCACAACCCACGGGCAGUUCAACCCUGCUUGCACCCUGUGUUUGUAUAUUAUCAACAGACUGGAGACCCUGUUGCCCAAAAAUAUGACUGAGGAUGCUUUGAUGGAGAUCAUGGAAGAGGUCUGUGAUCUCGUACCACAGAGCUAUAAGGACCAAUGUGAUGAUUUUGUCGACAAAUACGGAGUUCAGAUAGUCGAAUUCCUCUUGUCGUCUGUUGCGCCUCACGCAAUCUGCAGUCUUUUGCACGUCUGUUUGUUCCAGGAGCAGCCGGUUCCAGAGCUGUUCCUCGUCUCGGAUUGUGACUUUUGCCGCACGCUGGCUGUGCUGAGCCGCCUCCACCUGGGUCUCAACGCCACCCAAUCUCAAACCUCCUCUUUCCUCCAGUCUGUGUGUGUCCAUCACCCCAACGCCAUCCCCAAGUGUGAGGCUUUCACCAAAAUCUACGGCUCCCGACUGCAGAGGGUUUUGGGGAACCAGAUGGACGCCCCACAUGCUUGUGAAAGAGCUGAUCUGUGUGUGGCCGUGAAGAAGUUGGAGCCGCUGGGAAAGAAUCGUUGUACUUGGGGGCCGAGCUACUGGUGCCAAAACAUUCAGACUGCUCAGACGUGUGGCAACCAGGCCUUCUGUAAGAAGUUCGUGUGGAAGCACUGAACCAAACUGCCCGCCUGAGCGCAAAUAUAACUACUUUCUUUUUACAAAUGUAUUGCACUGAUCCACUUUUUUUUUUGCUUGGGAAAAUUCAUGCCAUAUUUAUGUGUUUGUUCAAUAAGCUUAAGCAUUGAUCCUGAAAUGAUUCCAUUUGUAUAGUGUCACAUACACCCAGGCUGGGAUUCAGUCUGAAACUUAAUAGUUUUGUGAGCAGCAUUAUUCUAAAGAUUGCUAAAUGUCAAAUGUGGAUAUUAAAAUAACGUUACCUAGGAUGACAAGACAUACUAUUAUUCUACUUGAAUGCUACACUGUUAGACUAUGAUCCCUGGUGCUAUUAGGCACAUACAAAUUACAAAACUGCUUCAUUAAAAUGUAAUAGAUAGA
This is a messenger RNA of Pseudoliparis swirei, 1555 nucleotides long. It is a transcript of the gene sftpbb, whose product is annotated as surfactant protein Bb. Gene Ontology annotation, cellular component: lysosome. The coding region runs from base 104 to 1174 and encodes 356 amino acids. The record is from RefSeq and is a predicted model, not a curated record. NCBI's taxonomy places the organism in Eukaryota, Metazoa, Chordata, Actinopteri, Perciformes, Liparidae. Gene Ontology annotation, biological process: sphingolipid metabolic process. The transcript has 11 exons.